UGCUGUUUGCUGCUGCUGGAAGAGGUCGAGCGGGCGGGCGGGCGAAUGCAUAAUAUUGCCGCGAGAGGGCAGCAGGGUACAGUCAAUAACAAUGGCCAUGUUGUGAGCUGUGAUUUAUGAGUUCUCCCAAAAAGAUCGAAUAGCAACGGAUUUCCAGGUAAUUUACUGCGGAGAGCAAGUAAUAUGAGUCCGUUAAUGGCACGCGCAAAUACCGACAUAGAUUUCAGGGCCCUAGCAGAGGAAGGUGACGGGAAAUGCUCGCGCGUUGCAAUGGAAAGGAGACGACCGUGAGAGGAAGUUGCAUCAGGGAGGAAAGUGAGAGAGGAAACUGCAUCGAGGAGGAAAGUGAGAGAGGAACCUGUAUCGGGGAGAAAUAGAGAUCUCGAUCACUGCCCGCUCGAUGGAACCUUUUUCUCUUCCUUCUGCUUCUGCUUCUUCUCUGAAACCAUACGCGUGUGACACGUGCGGGUACCGAUGCUCCCAGAAUCAGCGGUUGCAGGUGCACAUGCGCAUGCACACGGGAGAGAAACCGUACGCGUGCGAUGUAUGUGAGUACAGGAGUUCUCAGCUGACACAUCUCCUGAUCCACGUGCGCACGCACACGGGAGAGAAACCGUACGCGUGCGAUGUAUGUGAGUACAGCAGUUCGCGGCUGGCGCAUCUCCAGAGUCACGCGCGCACGCACACGGGAGAGAAACCGUACGCGUGCGACAUAUGCGGCUCCGCCUACAACUGCUCCAGGAACCUCAAGAUGCACUUUCUCACGCACACGGGCCAGAAACCUUACGCGUGCGAUAUAUGCGGCUCUGCCUACACCAACUCCGGCAGCCUCAGGAAGCACUUUCUCACGCACACGGGCCAGAAACCGUACGCGUGUGACAUCUGCUCUUUCAGGGGCUUAUCCUCGGCCGCUCUCUCGAAACACAUGCGCACGCAGUCGCACCGAAGAAAGGCCAUGUACAAGCAAUCUGGAAUGAUGUGAUGGACGGGUCUGCGGGUUAAACAGCUAAUUCGUCAGACGUUAAACGUGUGGAUAAAGGUGCACUCUCUCCAGUAGACUCCAGUGACGUACACUCAGGCUUGUAUGAGAGAAGAAAUCCGGAAAGGCGAUGUGCAUGCAAUCAGGAGUGAUGUGACUGACAUUCUACUGAUUAAACAGCUAAUUCGUCAGAAGUUAAACCUGUGGAUAUAGAUGCACUCUCUCCAGUAGACUCACGAGAGAGACGUUCACUCUCAUACAAGAGAAAAUAGUGGAAGCCCCUCAAACAGUUCUCCACUCUCUCUCGCUCUCUCUCCUUUCCUCCUCUCUCUUCCCUGCCGCCCCUUAUCUCUCCCUCCUCCUUUCUCUCUACUCCUGCUUACCAGUAAGAACGUGAGUGUAGUGGUGGGUGUCAUUCAACACCAGCCCCUCUGACAGUUCUCCCCCUCCUCUCCCUUUCACUCUCGCUCUCCCUCCCUCCCUCUCUUCCUCCCUCCCUUCCUGUCUACUCGUGCUUACCAGUAAGAACGCGAGUGUAGUGGUGGAUGUCAUUCAACACCAGCCCCACGUACAAUUUUGUCCCCUCCUCUCUCUCUCUCUCGCUCUCUUUCUUCCUUCCUUCCUCCCUCCCUCGCUCCAUCCCACUCUCUCUACUCCUGCUUACCAAUGAGAACGUGGGUGUAGUGGUGGAUGUCAUUCAACACCAGCCCCACGUACAGUUUUCCCAGCUGCUCUAGCACUCUCUCUGCCGGUCGCGUUUGGUUCUAUUUUGUUUUGUUUUUUAAUCCGCCACCAGUUCGUCACAUUCGUAGGUAGUGGCGCCUCCUGGCGGUUGCCCUGCUGCGUUGGUUUGUCGACAGCGCCCUCUUGCUGUGCUCUGCACAAAUUUACACGUGACCACUAUUAAUUCACUACCGGUUCAUUACCCUGUUAGGUUAGAGGAUGUGACGCGGCAUCGGAG
Molecule: messenger RNA, 1940 nt
Organism: Priapulus caudatus
Lineage: Eukaryota; Metazoa; Priapulida; Priapulimorpha; Priapulimorphida; Priapulidae
Product: zinc finger protein 239-like
Exons: 3
Coding region: 401-982 (193 amino acids)
Cellular component (GO): nucleus
Source: RefSeq, a predicted model, not a curated record